UCUGAGAUAACUGUCGCGGCGGUGCGCUUGUCCAUCGUGUCCAACCUUGUGGAAGCACACACUAUUGCCGGUCGCUAAAUGAGUAGAGCGCUUUUUGUCAUUCCGCAACGCUUGCUAUCAAUCGUCCGAUGUAACCAGGUUUCAUUGAUAACGCGCCAUUCGAGCAAAAUGAGCGAACAAACGGAGACUAACAUUGUUAAGGGUGCUGAUAGCUGGUUUAACAAAUACACGGCGGUAGAGAGUUCUCCCGAGGGCACGUUUAAGGGGGUGAAGGAUCGGUUCAAUGGCAUCACGGUUGACUCGAGCAUGGAAACCUGCAGUCCCGACAGUUUUCCAACCGUGCUGAAACGUUCCCUAGAGCAUUGGAUUCAAGGUAAACAUCGAGGUAUUUGGUUCAAAGUCCACUUAACCUCAGCAGCUUGGAUACCGGAACUAGUUAAUAAUGGAUUCCAAUUCCAUCAUGCGAAAAAUACGUUCGUGAUGCUGUAUCGUUGGCUGCCAACGGAUGAGUCGGCCAACAUUCCACCGUAUUCCCAUACGAUGGUCGGUGUCGGUGCGCUUGUCGUGAACGAUCGUAAUCAGGUGCUGGUAGUGAGCGAGAAUAAUGCCUUAAUCGUAGGAUCAUGGAAGCUGCCGGGAGGCUAUGUGGAACCAAAUGAGAAUUUUAUUGAUGCCGCUAUACGGGAAGUGGCCGAGGAAACGAACAUUCGGACACAGUUCGAAUCGGUCAUUUCGAUACGACACGCACAUGGAGCCGGGUUCGGCUGUUCCGAUCUUUACAUCGUGAUGGCACUAAAGCCGCUGUCGGAAGAAAUAACCAAGUGCAACCGCGAGAUAGCAAAAUGUGAGUGGAUGGAUGUGGACGAGUACCUGCACCAUCCAAAGGUACACGAAACGAAUCGAAAUUUUGUUCGAACGUACCUUGAGUACAAGCGACUCGGGUUGCGUAUCGACUGUACCGAAGAAAUGCACCAAGUGCUGAGGAAACGGUACAAUAUUUACUCAAUUGCCAAAGUACCAGAAGUUGGAAAUGUGGACAGCAGUGCUAGCAGCAACACGUGUACCACCAGCACGUUAAAGUUAUAG
This is a messenger RNA of Anopheles maculipalpis, 1086 nucleotides long. RefSeq lists its product as uncharacterized. The record is from RefSeq and is a predicted model, not a curated record. Gene Ontology annotation, molecular function: ADP-ribose diphosphatase activity; NAD binding; NADH pyrophosphatase activity. Lineage: Eukaryota; Metazoa; Arthropoda; Insecta; Diptera; Culicidae. Bases 79 to 1086 code for a protein of 335 amino acids. The transcript is spliced from 5 exons.